Molecule: messenger RNA, 4092 nt
Organism: Ruditapes philippinarum (Manila clam)
Lineage: Eukaryota; Metazoa; Mollusca; Bivalvia; Venerida; Veneridae
Product: tRNA-dihydrouridine(20) synthase [NAD(P)+]-like
Exons: 15
Coding region: 36-1646 (536 amino acids)
Biological process (GO): tRNA dihydrouridine synthesis
Cellular component (GO): cytoplasm
Molecular function (GO): tRNA binding; tRNA dihydrouridine synthase activity; flavin adenine dinucleotide binding
Source: RefSeq, a predicted model, not a curated record
UUAAUAUUGGAAGACUGUAGCAGUGGGUGUCUAAGAUGGACUACUGCAAUAAAAUUGUGCUGGCACCUAUGGUGAGGAUAGGUACCCUACCAACAAGAUUGUUAGCUUUACAGUAUGGUGCUGAUAUUGUGUAUAGUGAGGAAAUAAUUGACCACAAAAUACUUGCCGCUAAAAGGAUUGAAAACAGCAUACUAGGAACUGUGGACUAUGUGCUGUCAGACACAACGCUUGUCUUUCGUACACAUCCUGAUGAGAGAGGGAAGAUUGUCUUUCAGAUGGGUACGGCUGAUGCCAAGACGGCUCUGAGAGCAGCAAAGAAAAUAGAGAAUGAUGUUUCAGCUAUUGAUGUAAAUAUGGGAUGCCCUAAAGAGUUUUCUAUAAAGGGUGGAAUGGGGGCUGCAUUACUCAAGAAACCAGAGAAAAUUAAAGAGAUAUUAACCACCUUGGUACAGAAUGUUAAAAUACCAGUGACAUGUAAAAUCCGACUGCUACCAGAGUUAGAGGACAAUAUCUCCCUCGUAAAGAUGAUAGAAAGUACAGGGGUGUCCGCUAUUGGGAUACAUGGUAGACUGACAGAAGAGAGGCCGAGGCAUACAAACAGAAAUGCUACCAUUAAAAAACUGGCACAAAUUUUAAAUAUACCAGUGAUUGCCAAUGGGGGAUCGAAAGAAAUACAAUGUUACGAUGAUAUAGAGAAGUUCCGACAGUCCUGUGGUACGACGUCUGUAAUGAUAGCUAGGGCGGCAGAAUGGAAUACUUCGGUGUUUAGAAAAGAGGGAAAGCUACCUGUCAAAGAUGUAGUUAAAGAAUAUUUGAAAAAAGCUAUAGAAACAGAUAACGGGUUUCCAAACACCAAGUAUUGUAUAUUGAUGUUGAUGCACGCAGAUAUGGACCAGCAAGAAGGCCUCGAUACACAAGAUUCUAAAUGUAUUGAGGAGAUAUGUGAGAUAUGGGGACUGACAGAGUACAUGAAGAAAGUGAGGAUGGAAAGAAAGAAAAGACAAGAGGAAGUGGACAGAUAUCUCGGCAUCAAAAAACGAAAGUUAGAGGAUGGUACAAGCCUCAUAGAAAUGCCUAUACGAUUUAUAAAAAAAGAUUACCCUGUUGGUGUAAGCCCAAAGUUGAAGCUCUAUGAAUGGACAAAGAGAAAUAAAGUUGAUCUACCUCAAUAUAUAACUACGGAGAGAACAGACGAUAGGUGCUUCAAAUGCGUGAUGGAACUAGAUGGGUCAAAGUUCACCUCCUCUAUGUGGGAAAAAUCCAAGCAGUUAGCAGAGCAAGCUUCAGCCAUUGUUGGACUGAUUGUUAUAGGAGAGGAUGAUGGGAGAAAACCUGAGAGUGACAGCCCAAAUGAUGAUGUCAUCAAAGUUUGGAGAGAGGAAUUCCAUAUAUCUCAUGAUACUAUUUAUAGACACAAAUCUAAGAAUUCUGGGAAGGGAGAUGAGGAAUUCUCAAAAUCUAAAAAUAGAAAUACAGAUGAAAUUUCCUCAGGAAUUAACGGUGUUCACUGUGUUGAACAAAAUAAUGAUAAAGGUGAUAGUAAUGCAAUAAAAGUAACCAAUAACUCUGUCGGACAUGAUGACGAUAAAGAAGUAAAUGAUGUGAUAUCUGAACCAGGAAUGUUGAAAAAUUCAGGUAACAGCUGACAAUAUUGUACCAGGAUCCGAAUUGAGCAGAUGAUAGGUUCAAUAGAAACUUAUAUGUCAACAAUUUGUUUAUUACUGUAAUUGGAUAUGGUAUAUAUAGUAUUGACUUGAAUACCAAACAUGGACUAUAUGAUAAGUGUACUUCGUAUACAAUUACCGUUGUACGUUUAUUGUAUAACACAGUUUUUUAUGACUUAUCUAAUCCUCAAACUAUGGAUUUCUUAUAAUAGAUUGGUCCUGCUUUGAAUUUUGAACAAUGCCUUUGAUGUUUAAGGGAAUUUUUUUUUAUUAAGAUACAAAAAAUAUUCUACCAACAGUGUAGAGCAUGGUCUGAAUGCAUAGAUGUGCAGGCUGACCUGGCUCUUUACUGGUGACAUAGGCUAAUCGCUUCCAGUCCGAGCAUGUUGAGUGUUCAAUCUGACUUGAUUACCAUUUAGUAGAUUGUUAUCUUGUCUGUUUUGAAGAAAAAGUUAAGGUAUUAUGAUUUCUAUGGAGUCUUGUGGUCGUGGUGCAAAAACUAUAAUGCAGCCCAUUAUUUAAACAUUUUAAAAGUUAUCAACAUAAAACUUUGAAGACUUGCUUAUCAUGACAAGGGGCAAAAUUAUGAAAACAAUAUUUUUGAUCUUGUGCCCUUUUUUAACAGACUAGCAUUGUUUGAAUUUGAAAUGAAACACAUACUGUAUUAAUAGAGUGUAGCUCAUACUGUUAGAGUCUGGUACAAACAUGUGAUACGUUUUAUAGUGCCUACUUUUGAUGAACUUUAUGUAAAACAUCUAGUCUUCCCAUAUACUGUUUAUAUCACAAUCUUUUAUUUGAUUAAAGCACUGUUGACUAUGAAUUAAUGGUUUUUAUUUAUUUUUGGGGUUUUAAUGUUUUUUAAAACAAAAUUGUAAAAUGGUGACAACUAGUAUUUUCGCCAUGGGUUUUCCUCUGUCUUCAUUCUUAAAGCUCUUUAGAGAAAUUCUCUUCGAAUUCUGUAUUAAAAUGUAAAAUUGGAAGUCAUUUAGAAAAGGGGAGGUAACUUAGAAAAGUUUAGAUAGUUAUGUCCUAUUUGUUAAAAGAUAUUUUCAUUGUCAAUUAUAUGUGCAGGUUCAUAAAACAUAAAAUAGGACCAAUGUCGUAAAAUUCAAUAUUAUGUUAAAUGAGCUCCACUGAGGUGAAAAAGCCUAAAAACAUAAAACUUGAAAUUCUUACAUAGAUCAAGUUAAGCACUUAAAGGGACUCCACUUUGUUUAAAUGCCUAAAAACAUAACAUUUGAAUUUCUUACAUAAAUGAGCUUGGGCACUUUAAACAGAAACAUAUGCACAGAUAGAAAUAUACUUUGAAAUAAAUUGAAAAUCAUAUUUUUUUUGCUUUUCUGAGCCAGUUUUGAGUUAUAAUUGUUUAAACGUUUUUUUUAUUUUGGGUCAUUUUUUACAGUUUGAAUAAUUAUUCUGGAAAAACGAAGUGCACAAAUGAUCUGAAAUUUUGCACAAAGAUUAGUGGUCUAAACCUACAUCAAAUGGUACAUUUAUCUGGACAAUAUUUCAGUCCCAUCAUGUCAAAAAACCUCAGGGAAGUCCCUUUAAAAUGUAAUAAUCUGCAAAGGAUAAUAAGAAAAAGAAAUAAAUUAUACUCGUGAGUAAACUGAAUAUCUAUAUUCGUGCAAUUCUUUGCACAAUUUGAGCGAAAAGCGUUGCAACACUUCAUUUUUUUUAUCAUUUUACACAAUAAAAAUGAUUAUUCUGGCAAAAAUGAAUUACAGAAUGAUCUGCAAUUUUGCACACAUGUAAUUGGUGCAGACCUACAUCAAAUGGUUUAUAAAUCUUUCCAGCCCAACCUCAGUGGAGUCCCUUUAAGUGUUAGGUCAAGCUCCAUUUCAAACAUGGAACUUGGAGAUAUGGAGCACUCUAACUUAAAUUCAGCUCUUGUAACUUAAAGUGGCCUUCAACUUUUUUCAAUUUUUUGUCGGAAAAAAAAAAAUUUUGUGUUGUUUCAAAGUCGGUAUUUCAGUAAUUUUAUCUUGGAAAAUUGCAUCAUAUCACUCUUAGAUUUUUUUUCAAAACUAUGUCCCGAGAGCUAGUGACUUUCGUUUCUAAAAAAUAGAAGAUUGGGAAAUGAAUCAUCUGCUAUACUUAUUUAAGUAUAGGGAGUGUACUGGUAAAUUAAAGGUAUAGAGGGAUUUCCUUAUUGUAUAUGUAUUUCAUCAAUGUCAAAUUUCAUUUUCCACCAUGAUUCUUUUGAUUUGAUAUGAAACAAUUUAUGUAAAAAUAACAUAUUUAACCUUAAUAAAAUCUGAAGGCCACUUUAAAGUGAUUUUUAAGGAUGUUGAUAUAUGUUUUUAAUUUGAUGCAAAUAAUAAGUCUAGGUAAUAUUUUUAACCCUAUACAUUUUAGUUUCUGUUUUUAAAACCAUGCAAAUACUAUAUUAAAACACUGAAAUAAAAUAAAACAUGAAAUCAUCAGG